GAGGGAGGGAGGAUAGAGAGGAAAAGGGAGAGAGGCAGAAACACACACUGAGCAAGAGAGGGAGAGAGAGAGAGAGAGAGAAGCAACCAGGCAGAGAGGGAGCUGGCGGUCUGGUGGCCUUGCAUAACACACGUUGGAGCAGCCUUGCACGCAGGUCCUGGUGUGAGCUCCAGCAGUGGGGGACUUCCUUUACCGUCAGCCCACUGCAGGAGCAGCAGAGCCUCCGAGCCGGGAUCCACGGAGACGAGGAGGAGCAGCCACAGCAGCAGCAGAGGCUCCAGGAGAGGAGAGCGGCACAAAGGAAGAAGAGGAGUCCUAGGAAACACGUCUCCAACACACAGACACAGACACACACUCACACACUGACAGGCAGGAAGAAUCCUUGGACAUGCUCUGCAAGCAGUGGCUGUGGAGAGACUGAUUCCUGUCGCCAUCGCGGAAGAGGUGGAUUGGUCAGAAAUGAUUCCUCAUGAAGUCAAUGGAGUUCAUCAUGUGGGGUGGAGUGACUCUGUCAACUCUGGAUCUGACCACCAGUGAACACAAAGAGACAAGACAUAACCACUGACUGGAGGUGAGAAAGUAGCCUCAGAGGAUCUUAGAAGAAGUACAAGGGAAUAUUAUUACCACAGUGGCACAAUGAAAGCCAACCAAGAGCGGAGUAAUGGAUGCCUGCCACCUAAAAAGCGUGAGAUCCUGGCUCUGGAGCAGAGGACUGUGGUCGUAGCCACUGCAACACCUCCCGCUGCAGUGGCUGCCGAUAGUCCCCACACAGAAAACCUAGCAUGGCUGGCCAGUGUAGCCAGUGAACGCUGCAAGUCUAGGGAUGCUGAGAGUCCAAGAUGUCCGGCCUCCUCCACGUCCUCCGCCUCCCCUUCCACUUCUGUUCCUUCUUCAGCCACUCCUAUAUCUGCAGUUCCCUUGGCCUCUCUUCCUACUGUUUACCCUACAGCCCUUCCCCAUCAAGCCGGCACUAUCCAGUUUACACAGCUGGGACCCAACGUUCAGUUCAUCAGCUCUGGGCCCUAUGCUGGGUACAUCUCCUCUCACAUCCUCUCAACAAAUACCAGUCCUGCACCGAACAGCUCUGCCAUGGUAGGACAGCGUCCCCACCUGGAUGGUUACACCACUGCCCUUAUAUCUCCUAACGCCAAAGGAGAGCAGCAGUUUCACAUAGGCCUCCCUCCCACAGAACUGAACCCUGUGUCUCUGCCGAGCUCUCCCCAACUCACCAGUCAGUAUAUCCAUCUGGACAGCAGAACACCCCUGACUGUCAGCGGAAACACUGUCACCUCACCCACCGCCCACCUCCAGCUCCAUCCCCACACGGCCGUCCUCCCCCAGACGCUUACCCUUGCUCCUUCACAGCUUGUGGUUCAGUAUGCAGAUGGUUCAGCUGGAAAGAAACCAGAGGGGCAUGCUAAGGGAGUGCUGAAUGGGGAUUUGGAGGUGGUCAAACAGGCAAGAGCCUGUGGUCAGUCUGCAAACCAUCAGCAGGUCCAGAGCUAUGAGGCCAGACAUAUCCUUCUACCUGCAGAUUAUGGCCAAAACCCUGCAGGGCUCCAGACGUCUUUGGUGCUCGUGGCCCAGCCCAACCACGGAACUGAACACGAACACGGCUCAAAUAAGAUCUCCUUUGUCCAGACUGAGAAAGGAGGCAUUUGUUUGGGGAAACCAGUGUCUAGGUCUUCUUCUUUCUCCUCCCUUCCCUCCUCAGACGUGGCGAAGUCUGUUGCUCCUAACACAGUCAUCCAGACCACUCUACCCCAAGAGGAGCUGCCAGCCAGCCUGUACUCCUCCACACAGCCACCCAUCAUCGGCUAUAUCACCAGUGCAAACCAACAUGCAGUCAGCUACCAUGCCGCGCUGCCCCAGCACCUGGUAAUCCCGAGUGGCCAGUCCCUCCUCAUCCCGGUCAGUGGUGCCAACAACUGCACAGAAAUGGAAGCCACUCGCACCGUCACUGCCCUGACAGCCACCACUGCACCGCAAAUAUCCACAGCCAUGCCUCAUGCCUAUCUGGCCACAGCCCUCUCUAAGUGUGAAGCGCUUGGGUCAGAUGGAAGUCAACAGCCACCCGCCAUUGCACAGGCUCCAGCGUUGCCAGUGCUGCCCUCGAACCCGGUUCCCGCAGUGGUGGCGGCCCCCUCCCCAACUCCCGCCGCUGUUCCCGCCCCUGCCACUCCCACCAUCCAAGCCUCCCCCCCCAUUUCCUCCUCUUCUUCCCCCGUGGCCCUUCCUCCAUUCUUCAUGCGAGGCUCCAUUAUCCAGCUGGCCGAUGGGGAGUUGAAGCGAGUGGAGGACCUCAAGACGGAGGAUUUCAUCCAGAGCGCUGAGAUCAGCAGCGAGUUGAAGAUUGACUCCAGCACCGUGGAGCGUAUUGACAGUGGACAAAAUCCGAAUGCUGUGGUCAUACAGUUUUCUGUGGGAGAGCUCAAAGCGCAGGUGUGCGUUGAAGUGCUGGUGGAGUACCCUUUCUUCGUGUUUGGCCAGGGCUGGUCGUCGUGCUGCCCCGACCGGACCACGCAGCUGUUCGAGCUGUCCUGCGCGAAGCUGUGCGUGGGCGACGUGUGCGUGUCGCUGACGCUCCGCAGCUUGAGGAACGGUUCGCUAACAGACAGCCACGCUUUGGGGACCAAGCUGAAAAGUGGUCACCUCUCCGACUCCUGCCUCAACGUUGACCCCAACGUAAGGAACAGUCUGAGUCCCAGCGCUGCGGGAAGUAACGGCGGUCUCCUCAUGAAGGCUUCUAACACAGACAGGCUGGACAGGCAGCAGCUCUCUGGACCAGGAAAAGGAGCAGAGCUACCAGCGGGUUUGGGACUAGCUCCAGGACAGGCAGAUGGGAUCUACAGAGCCGGACCGAUCCUGGCGGACACAAGGCAGGAAUCAGUGAAAACGGACGUGUCUGCCCCCUCUAAACAUCAGUGUGGUGAUCCCGAGAGACCCACAGCUCGUAAGAGACGCUGGUCAGCUCCCGAGCGCGACCAGACUGAAAGAGCUGAGGAGGAACCUCCAGUGACUCUGCCCAAACCCUCCUUCAUUCCUCAGGAGGUCAAAAUCAGCAUAGAAGGCCAUUCUAGCGCAGGCAGUGAAAGAUGCUUGAACAAGAGAGUAGACUGUUGAGAGAACUUGAAGGAAUUUUAAAUAUCUGUGGUUUGCUUUGUGUUUACCCCCUACUUUUCUCUCUCUGUUCAGACUUCUGUAACAUAGACGGCGUUUACACAGUAUUUACACGUCUUGUUUUCUUUCACACGAGUCUGAUAUCUACGAAGUACAGCAGAGCACCUUCAUAAGUGGUAACACACACACAAGAUCAGUGCAAUCAGUGUCGAAAGCGAAAAUGAAUGCAUCGCGAAUGUUGAGUAUGAAUGGCGGUCGGACACCCAAGGCUGGGCAGAGACGUUGCGUGUUACAUAUCGUGAGCUGGUUCUCCUUCGUUGUGGGCCUCACCACUGGUGGAUGCAGAUAAAAAGUCAACCGUUUCUUUUACUCCGUGAGCAAGCACAGACCCCGAUGUCAGUGUGUGGCAAGUGGGCAACUAUAUUCUGACUCUCUCUUCACUGUUCGUUUGAUUUGUCGUGACGUGAGCGGUGGCAGGAAGUCGGCGUUGCUCAACCAUCAUGGCUGUGAUUCCUGCUUUCUUGUGCAUCUGAUGAGGUUUUUCUAUAUUUUAUAUUAUUUUUCACUUUCAAAACCAUUGUAAAUCCGUGCGCUACUUUUGGCGGCCUUGUCCCUCUGUGUCACUAUGUGUUUGAAUGUGGCUGUCAAACAGAGCCCAGGGUGAAGGUGUGUGUGUGUGUGUGUGUGUGUGUGUGUGUGUGUGUGUGUGUGUGUGUGUGUGGGUGUGUGUGUGUGUGUGUGUGUGUGUGUUUCUGUGUGACGCCGGUGGCUGUGAAAGCAGCACCAAAUCAAGACUGAAAAGGCCCGAAUGUAAACCACUUCAUUUGUCCUCAUGAAGUCGUGCAUGUCCUGCUCGCUACACCACUAAUGAGUAUAGUGAGAAUUUAUACCAGUGCUUUUGCAAUAUAUGGAAUAUGUGGGUGACACCUCUGGUGAAGUUCCUCAAGCUGUCUUCACCUUGUUACAUUGAGCUUUAGUCUCAUACCUCCCUCUGACAUCUGCAUGUUUCACAGAUUUUUACGAUUUGUUUUCAAUCUAUGACUGCUGUGUUCGACAUUUCAGAUCCGUACGAAAAGAGUAAAAUCUAGAUAUUUCUAUUAAAAAAAAAACACUCGAUGAGAUUUUAGCCGAUGCUGGUGUGGAUUCUGCCCUUUAUACUGCAAUACAAAAUAUAUCCAGCGAACUCGGCCAGCUGCAUUAAUUAGUGUUUUUGUCAGACACUAGCAUUAUUUCAGGCAGCCUCUUAAAUGCAGGUCGGGUUUAUUAUCCUCAUAGCGGCUCGUGAUAUCUGGCUCUUUUUAAAUUCUGCGUCGUCUUCACCAGCUAGUUGCCAACCUGCUUGUGUGCUGCUCGGUGACGGCCACGUGUAGUCCAUUUGACUUUCUUCUGCUGCCUGCUGGAAACUGAAAUUAACCCAGAUAAGAGCAGCAAGAGCACGUUGCGGGCCAUAAAAACCACAAUAUUAAGCUGAAGGAUGCUAAAGAGCUCCGUAGAGCCCAGAGGAGCUGCUGUCAGGUAGUAAUUCUCCGCAGGGUUUUGGCACAAAAAGCCGCCCCUCUCGUUGCAGUGCAGUGACCUUGCUUUUUCUUUACAGAAACUAUGGCCUUACAUAUUACAGUAUGUACCAAGUUCACAGCAGCACACGGUUUUUAGGGUUUUUACCAUGAAAACCUCAAUGACGGUAUGCCUUUUGUUUUUUUGUUUUUUAAGUCCAUACCGGUUAUAUCAGAGAGUACGGCUGUUUUGGGUAGAGCAGCAAACUCUUUCUUUCUGAUGGAUCAGUGUACAUGUCAUUUCUUUCUUAGAGUAAAGAAAUAUCCUAUAGUUCAUACUCAGGAACAGUGUGUAUCUCACAGUGUAUGCAGUGUGUGUGUGUGUGUGUGUGUGUGUGUGCGUAGGCCUGAGAUUGUAUGUGCAUGUCCACAGUCAUGUGUGUGCGUGCGUCCUGAACAGCAGCACUUUGAUGAAGCGUCCAACUGGAGUGUGGCGGCGGCGGCGGCGGUGGUGGUGGUGUAACCCCCCCUCCCCUCCCCUCCCUUUUUUUCCUCUAGAUAUUAUGAGAAUAAAUGACUGUUUCUCAUCUCUUGUCCUACAGGUUUAUCACUGACAGAAAAACAUUAUAUACUACCGGGGCAGGGAAUGUAAACACACAUCGGGCAAACUUUAUUUUUGAUGAUUUAUAGAGCUACUAUUCAGAGAAUGAAAGCGAGUGUUGUAAAGUUAACUAGCCAGCCAGAGUCGAUCAUGUACAGCAAAGUAUAUCCUAGAAAGUGUACAGUUGUGUAUUCUAACCCUCAUGUAGCCUAUGUACUGUAUGUGCCACAGCGCCUCCUUCUUCGAUCAUUCCAUUAAUGCACCGAUAUCAAGUGGUCCUGCUAUUGUUUUUGUUCUGGUAUUGAUCAAAUGUUCAUGAAUGUGCUUCAGCUCUUUGGGAACAUCACCAUAAUUUGGCCUCUUCAUCAGUAACCGUUUGACUUGCACGCUGUUAUGUUACAGUACGUGUGAAUAUGGACUGCAGUUUCUCACGAUAGCCAUUAAACUCCUGAAAGGUGUUUAUUGUAAACCCAGUGACCAGACUGUUCUGUUUGUGUUUGACUGCUCAGGCUAAAAAAAAACUAAAAACUAAAAACUAAAAAAAAAACAAAAAAAAAACCCCAACAACAAUGGCAACAAAAAAACAAAAACAAACAAAAAAAAAAAACACAAAACAGCACACUGCCCUUGACUGUUCUCCUCCGAAACUAUGUGGUCUUAUAUCCUUCACCGUUGCAAACGUACAGCAGCUGUUUUUGUCUUUGGAGCCGGACUUUCUCGCUCUCCUGGCCUGGCUCAUGUUUGUACUUAACUAAUUAUUUUAUAGGUACAGACCCAAAAUCAUAUUAUUCAUGACGCAGACAAAUCCAUGAAGUGGCUGGUGUUAAUCUACAUUUCUUUUAUUGUCAGCAAAUCCCAUGAACAGAGCAAAACUGAAAAAUCAUUCGACCUCCUCAGAUUUAUUUAUUCGUACUGUUAUCAAUAAUGUGGGCUCAAAUACGUAGUUUUAUUUUUUUUCUAAAGGCAAAAUAAAUUUCUUAUAUAGUCAAGAAUUCAAUAUACAUCACAAAAUGCUGCCCAGCAGGGACUAUUUCCAGCUGUGGAUUGAUACUUUUGGUGUUGUAGUGCGCAUCAGAAAGUGAUACUUAACCUCCUGAGACCCUGCGUCCUCAUAUGGGGACAUUAGGUUUUAGGUUUCUGGUAGGUUAUUCUACUUCAUUAAGACCCAUUGUCCUCAUAAGUGGAUUUCUUUAUCUGCCAUUUCUUGGUAGCAAAAGAUCAACACACUAGUUGGAGAAAAAAAAUGAUAAGCGUGUAUUUCAGCGACAUCUUUAUUUUAUUUUUAUGGUUGAAACUUAUCUAUUUAUCCUUAUUAACUUCUCUAGUUUGAUAUGACAUGCAUAUUUAACAAACUCUAUCAGUAGUAAGAUGCUACAUUGUCGCUAAUUAGCACGUACCCGUUUGAGGACAUUGGGAUUAAACGUCCUGCUCAAAGAUGAUGUUUAGUUUUUAUAAUUUUUAGGUUCUUGGAGAAAUUAAUAACAAAUAAAAGCUCAGGUCUCAGGGGUUUAAAAAAUCAAAACACUACGGCCCCAUGUUCAUGAUGAUAACAACAUCAACUUCAUCUUUUGCAAGUACAAUGUGGCACAUUUAUAUAUUUUUUAACCAGUUUCAAGUUGCACAGUAACGCAGCACAUACGCAAGGCUUUGACCGCACAGACAACACUUUGUAAUGAUUCCUUGUUUGUUUUGGUCUUUUCAUGGCGUUUGUUGACAAUGAUAAAAAAAAAUAUAUAUAUUGCAGGUCCCGUUCCACAGACCCACAGAGUUAUCCCGCCAAUUAGCUCUCUGCUCAACUGUGCAUGCAGCGAAUUCAGCGUCUCCGUUAAAAUGACAACAGUGGCCAUUAGCAUGCCCCCACAGUCUUGAGAAGAGGUCUAAAGAGGGGAAAUCUGUGGAAACACCUGUAAGAGAGGAGCACGGGUAUCACAGGUGUGUAAGGGCUUUAAGUCAGACAACAAUAUAACACCGUUAGAAAUACUUAGUGUUAAUAACACGUCCCCCCUUUUUCUCACACACAUGCUUAAGCUGGGCCUAUAAUAUGUAAUUUUCACAGCCUUUCUGUACGAUGUUGAAUAUGGCAUAUAAGUGCCGCGUUGUGGUGAUCCAUGGAAUUGCACUUUGAUAUGUGGGUGUGUGUUUGGGGGUGGGGGGGAGUUGUUAGUGUAACUAAUACACAGAAGAAAUGUACAGCAUGUCUGAGAGAAAUUGUACACAACCUGUGCAACGUCUCAGCGAUUUGUAAAUAGCCAAAGUCUUCCAUUAUAAUGUUGGUAUGACCUUGUCGCAGGUGGAGAGGAUGAACACUGAUCCCCAUGUACAGACCUUGGAAGUCAUGUUUAAUUUCAAAAGUACCUACAUCAUUUAUUUGACCGAAAUACAAGAUGUUGCUUCACCUAAGAUAUUUUCUUUUGCACCAGCUCUAAAAAAUAAAAAUAAAUGAAAAAAAAAAAAAAAAAAAAAAA
Molecule: messenger RNA, 7679 nt
Organism: Mugil cephalus (flathead mullet)
Lineage: Eukaryota; Metazoa; Chordata; Actinopteri; Mugiliformes; Mugilidae
Product: ataxin-1-like
Exons: 3
Coding region: 637-3123 (828 amino acids)
Biological process (GO): nervous system development; negative regulation of transcription by RNA polymerase II
Cellular component (GO): nucleus
Molecular function (GO): protein binding; RNA binding
Source: RefSeq, a predicted model, not a curated record